This is a messenger RNA of Nanorana parkeri, 1866 nucleotides long. Its product is annotated as potassium voltage-gated channel subfamily A member 7-like. The record is from RefSeq and is a predicted model, not a curated record. Gene Ontology annotation, cellular component: membrane; voltage-gated potassium channel complex. Gene Ontology annotation, molecular function: nucleic acid binding; delayed rectifier potassium channel activity; protein binding. The coding region runs from base 1 to 1866 and encodes 621 amino acids. Lineage: Eukaryota; Metazoa; Chordata; Amphibia; Anura; Dicroglossidae. The transcript has 3 exons. Gene Ontology annotation, biological process: protein homooligomerization; potassium ion transmembrane transport; DNA integration.
AUGGUUGUGGGGGAUCGGUAUACCAAGAUGGUGCACUUUAUACCGACCUCUGGCCUCCCGACUGCUCAACUCGCCUCAAAUCUCUUUCUUCAGCACAUAUUCCGGCUACACGAGCUCCCGUCUUCCAUUGUUUCCGACAGGGGAUCCCAGUUCUGCCGCUGCCUCCGAAUUUCCCGUAACCUGUCUUUUGCAUAUCACCCCCAGUCCAACGGGCAGACGGAGAGGACAAAUCAGACACUUGAGCAGUAUCUACGCUGUUAUUCCUCCCUUCUACAGGACGACUGUGUGACUAAUCUUCCUUUGGCGGAGUAUGUCUACAAUAACCAGCUACAUACCUCCACCGGAUUCUCUCCCUUCUACGCCAAUUACGGCUACCAGGGGUCUUACCACUCCUCUGGGUUGCCAUUCAUGGAGCACGUGGAGGAAGUGAUUGGAAGCUCCAAUCUCAUGAUGGUCCCUGAUGAGAAGAAGUAUGAACUCUGUCGCCAGAAAGACUGCUGUGAGCGAGUUGUGAUCAACGUUUCGGGGUUGAGGUUCGAGACCCAGAUAAGGACACUGAGUCGGUUUCCCGAUACCUUGUUGGGAGACCCAAGGCGAAGAAUGCGUUUCUUUGAUCCCUUGAGGAACGAGUAUUUCUUUGACCGUAAUCGUCCUUGCUUUGACUCUAUACUUUACUUUUACCAAUCAGGAGGUCGACUGCGUCGGCCUGCCAAUGUACCCCUAGACGUCUUUAUGGAGGAGUUGCUGUUUUACCAGCUUGGAGAUGAGGCGAUCAGUAAAUUUAGGGCAGAUGAGGGUUUUCAGAAAGAAGAGGAGAGACUUCUUCCGGAAUGUGAGUUCAUGAAGCAAGUCUGGCUCUUGUUCGAACACCCAGACAGUUCAUCUGCUGCCCGAAUCAUUGCUAUCAUCUCUGUUAUGGUCAUCCUCAUAUCCAUAGUCAUUUUCUGCUUAGAGACACUACCUGAAUUCCGGGAUGAAAGGGAUCUGUCUUUACCGGUGCAGCCUGUUCACAGAAGCAAUGUUACUCACAUCUUUAAAGAGAAGAGUCCAUUUGAGGAUCCAUUCUUCAUUGUGGAGACGAUCUGCAUCUGCUGGUUCUCUUUUGAACUCUCAGUGCGCUUUAUCGCUUGCCCCAGCAAACCAGCCUUUUUUAAGGAUAUCAUGAACAUGAUAGAUUUUGUAGCGAUCAUACCAUAUUUUGUUGCUUUGGGCACAGAACUUGCCCGUCACAGAGGAGUGGGCCAGCCGGCCAUGUCACUGGCUAUCCUUAGGGUUAUUCGUUUGGUCAGAGUCUUUCGUAUUUUCAAGCUGUCUCGACACUCCAAAGGAUUACAGAUCUUGGGGCAAACACUUAAAGCAAGUAUGAGAGAGUUGGGGCUGCUCAUAUUUUUUCUCUUUAUUGGAGUUAUUCUCUUCUCCAGUUCUGUGUACUUUGCAGAAGCUGAUCAUGCAGAUACAAAGUUUACCAGCAUCCCCGAGGCCUUCUGGUGGGCAGUGGUCACCAUGACAACAGUAGGUUAUGGAGACAUGUCUCCCGAGACCGUAGGUGGUAAAUUAGUGGGUUCUCUUUGUGCCAUUGCAGGUGUCUUAACUAUCUCUCUUCCCGUGCCAGUCAUUGUAUCCAACUUUAGCUACUUCUACCACCGUGAAACCGAAUGUUCAGAUAUUGGUCACUACAACCAUGUUGGCUCAUGCCCAAAUGGUCCCCCACAUACUCCAAAGCCUAAAGUGAAGGAUAAGAGCCCACAGCUGGACAAAUUAGACAACUUAUACAGCAAUUCCAAGGCAGAAUUCCUUGAUGGACUUGGACCCGUAGAUGAUAAAAGUAUGACCAUAGGACAGUCACAUAUAAUAACCCAAGUGUGA